AAUAGAGAGGCGGGGCUGGCUGUUGAGCCUGGAAGCCCUUCACGACGUUGCUUGCAGGCUUCCCGGCUGUGCUGGGGCAUAGCAGUGCUGUUUGCCGGCUCCCCAUAAUUGCAUCAUUUUGAAGAAGGGUCCUGCACUAUGGGACGCCUCAGGUGUGAGAAUUGGGAGAGGGAGCCACAGACACAGAGCCCACUCCCUGUUCUUUCCACCUGACCCUCCGGAGGAGGAGGGUGGCAGCAGGGCAGCUAGCCAGGCACAGGGAGGAGAACCAGCCCCGUGUGCGCACACCUGUACACGCCAUCUGGGUCGCAGAGAAGGACUUCCCCGUUUAUUGUGUUGAGUCCAGUUUCUGGGAAUUGUCGAACUCAGCCGGCCACGUCUGCAGAACUCUCUGUUUGUGCUCUGGGGUCGGAUUAGUCACUUCGUGUACUUCUGGUCUCAUAGAAGAACCCACCUGCUGUCUCUUCCAAGACAUUUUGGAUCUGAUCUGCAGCUGCUUCUUCGUGUUCUAUUACUUCUCUUUACUCUUGUGAUUCUGUGUAUUGGGCACCAUUAGGACUGCAGUCUCCCUGUAGCCCUGCUUUCCCUGUAUCUUGCUUUCUAGAGGGCGAUCUGCUCUGGAUGGAAGAGAAGGACGAAGUGUCCAGGCUCCGCGCCCUCUUUCGUGCUGUUGAUGCCAACCGUUCUGGGCGUCUGGAAAGAGAGGACUUCUCUUCUCUGUGUACAGAGCUCAGGGUGAGCCCGUCCCAGGCAGAAACCAUCUUCAGACGUCUGGAUACUGACAGGGACGGGUCUAUCACCUUUGAAGACUUUGUUAUGGGAUUUCGUGGAGCUAGAGGACUCCAGAUGUCAGAAGGCUCUUUGAACUCUAGUACAGGAGAGUCACAGAGGAGUCCGAUUAUCUCACAGAAUGAAGAGCUUCAUGAAGAAGAGACCUUCAACCCAGUUUGGGAUGAUUUCCAGCUGAGACUGGGAGAAGAUGCCAACUAUAUCCCAAGGCGUGAACAAGCCAGUGUCCUUUACCAGAACAUCCACAUAGUGGAACCACUUUUAAUUCAGCAAUAUGAGCACGUUAUCAGAAGCUUUGUUCGCGAAAUCCGACUUCAGAGCACUGAAAUGGAAAACUUGGCUAUAGCUGUGAAAAGAGCUCAGGAUAAAGCAGCCAUGCAACUGAGUGAGUUAGAAGAGGAGAUGGAUCAGCGUAUUCAAGCUGCAGAAAUCAGAAUAAAGAAAGAGGAGAAACGAAAGGCGGAAGAGGCUCUCUGUGAUCUGAAGCGCCAACAUGAAACUGAAGUUGCUGAACUUCAGGUGGCCAUAAAAAAGCUCAAAAGGCUUGAAGAACAAUCAAAGAGCAUAAAUUUAAAGGAAGAUGUGGCAGCACUAAGAACAAAAAUGCACGAAUUGACACUGGAGAAUCAGAAACUGAAAAAAGAAUUGCUGGAAGCUCAGACAAGUAUUUCCUUUCUGCAGAGUGAAUUGGAUGCUUUGAAAAGUGAUUAUGCAGAUCAAAGCCUGAGCUCUGAAAGAGAUAUGGAGAUAAUUAAGGAAUACACCAACGAACGAGACGACCUGGCAAGGCAAAUAGAAAUACUACAAACAGCUAAUCGAAAACUGCAUGACAGUAAUGACGGUCUUCGUAGUGUACUGGAGAACAGUUUUAGCAAGUACAACAGAUCCCUGCGUGCAAAUACUUCGCCGGGAGGUACUAUAUCAAGAAAUAGUCCCAAACUGAACAGAAGUAAUUCACCGUACGAUAGGUCUCCUCGAUCAUCCUACUUAGAUGAGGACUAUGACACCCUAGCUGCCUGCGAUCCAAUGCAGAGAAUGAACUGUGAGGUUGACAGCCUUCCUGAAAGCUGCAUAGACAGUGGCUUAUCCACUCUCAGGGACUCCAACGAAUAUGAUUCGGAGGUAGAAUACAGACCACACAAACUCUUUCAUAGAUCACGGUUUACACAUGAGAGCUUUGGUGGAGAUGCCUCUGAUACAGAUGUUCCUGAAAUCAGAGAUGAAGAAUUGUAUGCACCAGAAAGCAAUGGAAAUCUCCUUGAUUGGAAAACUUCUCGGCCAGUCAGCAGAAGCAGCUCAGGGGCAUCUUCAAGAAAGUGUAUCUCAGCGCUGCCUGCACAUGUAACAGCUGCUGAUAGCACAGACCAAGUCAAUAAAUUUCCUAGCACAGAAAAAGCCUACAAGAUAGUGCUUGCUGGUGAUGCCGCUGUUGGGAAGUCCAGUUUUCUCAUGAGGUUGUGUAAAAAUGAGUUUCGAGGGAACACAAGUGCCACUUUGGGAGUGGAUUUCCAAAUGAAAACACUGGUAGUGGAUGGAGAGCCAACACUUCUGCAGCUUUGGGAUACAGCAGGGCAAGAAAGAUUUAGGAGUAUCGCCAAAUCAUAUUUUAGAAGAGCAGAUGGGGUUCUGCUUCUUUAUGACGUAACGUGUGAGAAAAGUUUCCUGAAUGUGAGGGAGUGGAUAGACAUGAUCGAGGAUGCAACCAGUGACAGCAUCCCUAUCAUGAUGGUAGGAAACAAAGCUGACCUUCGACCAAUAAUGUCAGAUCAAGGACAUAAGUGUGUGCCAACGAGUUAUGGAGAAAAGUUAUCCAUGACAUACAAUGCAUUAUUCUGUGAAACUAGUGCCAAGGAGGGAUCAAACAUCGUAGAAGCUGUUCUUCAUCUUGCACGUGAGGUGAGAAAGCGCGGUGACAAUGAAGAUGACAGGGGAUCUGUGACCAAUCUUUCAGGAGCAACUGCCAAGAAAACACAAAUGAAAAACUGCUGUAAUGUUUAAAGACUUGUAGUAAAUUAUCUUUCUCUCCUGCUAAAAUGUUUAGAUAACUCACAUUUGUUAUACUUUAGAUGAAGUAUAUAAAAUAUUCUGUGCCAUUUUUGAGGCUUCGUGGUUGACAGCCCCCUCCCUUGAGUGUUAUACUCAGUAUGACACUCAAAUAUUGUUAUUUAUGAGUCAGAACAUGUACAGUUUCAGUGUAUAAACUUCAAAGUAACAAAGUUAGAACAUAUAAU
Spea bombifrons (plains spadefoot toad) is the source of this 3020-nucleotide messenger RNA. It is a transcript of the gene RASEF, whose product is annotated as RAS and EF-hand domain containing. Gene Ontology annotation, molecular function: GTP binding; calcium ion binding; GTPase activity. The record is from RefSeq and is a predicted model, not a curated record. Lineage: Eukaryota; Metazoa; Chordata; Amphibia; Anura; Pelobatidae. Bases 622 to 2787 code for a protein of 721 amino acids. The transcript is spliced from 17 exons.